This is a messenger RNA of Aegilops tauschii subsp. strangulata, 1529 nucleotides long. NCBI's taxonomy places the organism in Eukaryota, Viridiplantae, Streptophyta, Magnoliopsida, Poales, Poaceae. The record is from RefSeq and is a predicted model, not a curated record.
AUGUCGCCACCACUUCCCCCCGUCGUCGAUCUGCCUCGCCGGACCUCCUCGAGCCCACUGCCUUUGCCCUACGGCCCCGCGGUGAGGCCCCCGGCCUCUCCCUCUCUCCCCGUCCCCGUCGUCGCGGUCGCCGCUCUCCGCACACGCACGCGCUCCCGCUCACCUACCGCGUUGGUCGCCUGCGCCCAGCGCCGCUGCCGGCUGCGCGCCCCUGCUCGACGCUCGCGUCGCCUGACCUACGCCCGCCUCUGCCCGCAACUCCCAGUGCCUCCCUUGCCGCUGCCCACCUCCGCAGCCGGUCCGCGCGCCCUGGCUACGCGCGACCGCCGCUCCCCGCCUCUGCUGCAGCCGCCGGCACCCGCCUUGGCUCCCUUCCCUGUCGUGGCCUCGUCUCCGGCCGCAGCCGCCUCCACCGCCCCCUCGCGCGACCCCCCCGUCGUCCUCUGCUGCAGGCCGCCGCUGUGCUGGCCUCGCCGGUGCCGUUCCCGGCCGGCCUCGUCGCGGCCCCGGUCGUCGCCCGACGCCGGUGCCCAUCUGCACCGCUCGGUCCACGCCUGGUCGGUGUUGGAAAUAUGCCCUAGAGGAGGGAGUAUCACGCGGCUGGACUACUACAAGAUCCUAGGCGUGGGCAAGGCGGCCACCGCCGGCGACAUCCGGAAGGCCUACCACAAGCGCGCGCUCAAGUGGCACCCGGACAAGAACCCCGACCACCACAAGAAUGAGGCAGAGAGGAGGUUCAAGCAACUGUGCGAGGCCUACGAGGCUCUCAAGGACCCGCUGAAGCGCGCGGUGUAUGACAGGCUCUCCGCCGAGGAGGGGCUCAAGGCGAAGGCGCCACCGACGCCGGCUGCCGCUGGCAGUGCUGGCGCGAGGGUGCCGCGCGCUGCAGGCCAGGGACGCGCGUCUAAGGCCACGGGCGGUGCCGACACCGGUGGAGCGAAACGAGCAGGUGGUGCAGGCAUGGGUGCGCGCUCCGGCGGUGCCCGCAGCGGUGGGGAGAAGCGAGCGAGCGGUGCAAGCCCCGGAGCCGCGAAGCCGAGCCGCACUAGCGAUGGUGGCUCUAGAGAUGUACCGGGCGCGGGCUGGGGAGGCCCGACGUGGACGCGAGGUGCUGGUGCCGGCGGCGCGAAGAGCUCGAGCGGUGCGCGCUCCGGGUGCACCGGAGACUCCCACUUUGGGGGCAAAGGAGGCACGACAUUCUUCCAUCCUACCGGUGCCACCUGGGCGACGAGCACCGGCGAUCUGGAAGAAAACGAGGAAUGUGGUGCGUCCAUGAAUCGGGAUUACUGCUAUGGGAGCGGGCACAUCAACGAAGACUACUACGAUUGGUUUGAUGAUGAUGACGAUGGGGCUGAAUAUGAAAGUGACUACUUCAUUUUGUCUGAAUAUGACCCCUUCGAUUUGUAUUAGAAAGAUGAACUAGGCUUAUGGUCCGGGGAGUGACGCUUAGGCUUAUCUGCUCUCGCUGAUCGGUUGGAAAUCUUUCAAAAAACAUCAUCAAAAUCAACUGUGCUGAUCGGUUUGUUGUA